Parnassius mnemosyne (clouded apollo) is the source of this 3277-nucleotide messenger RNA. NCBI's taxonomy places the organism in Eukaryota, Metazoa, Arthropoda, Insecta, Lepidoptera, Papilionidae. The record is from the annotation of a GenBank genome assembly.
GAGAAGAAUCAAAAGAAGUGGGAGAGCCAAUAAACAUGCAGUUAGCAACAAGAUGGACGAAAAUUAUGAUGGAAGGAUUGGGGAAAGAACCUCGUGAUAAAAUAUUAAACAAGUUCUUAACUCCGUCCAACUUCAAAGCUGUUAUAGCUCCUCAAAUGAAUCCAGAGAUAAAAGCAUCAUUGUCAGAAAUACUAAUUAAGAGAGAUAAACGUUUGGUAAAUAGACAAAAUAUGACGGGAAAAAUAAUGACAGGAAUCGGGUUGGUACUGACAAAUAUCAUCAAAGGGAAUAUAAAUACAAGAGAUAUAGUGGAACAAUUAAGUGACACUGCAAAGAUAGCAGCAGAAAUAUUCUACGAGGACUCGGCUGCAAGAAGAUAUUUUGCAUUGUCAGGGGCAACCAUAGUACUGAAAGAAGCAUUGAAGAAUGCAAAGACAGAUGAAUUGUUAUUUGGAAAGGACUGUCCCGAGAACAUCAAAACAGCACAGACCGUCCAAAGAACAGGAGCUCAGAUAAAAGCGGUAGAGAAGAAAAAGACAGUCCCAAAAAAGGGAAACUGGAAGAGUCCACUGCAAGUUCAACAUCUCAAUCGCAGUGGGCAGAAUUAUCGAGUACAACCCAACAAACAGAAAUAUCGUCCCAGUCAGCCACUACGGAGGAGGACUCAACACACGGGAGCCCCACCAGCUCAGACAAGGAGGAACUACCGUCAUUAGAGGAAGUCUCAUCCUCUCCAUCGGCAGCUUACCCUGGCAGCAGGGCUGUUGUCAGCGAAGCAUACAUAAGACGUGGGACCCCAACUUCAGCUCUUCAGAUCAUGUUAAAUUCACUCUCGGGAAAUACAAUGAAACAAUACGACUCAACCCUAAGAUUAUGGUGGGAAUAUUGCAGGACCCUUGAUAUAGAUCCAUACCAAGCUUCAGUCCCCUUUAUCCUUAAAUUUUUAAGCGAACGUUUCGAUGCGGGCGCAUCGUAUGGUACAUUAAACGCAGCCAGAUCGGCCUUAUCCCUUUUAAUUGGUCCAAAAGUAGGGUGUGAUGAUAGGUUAAAGCGAUUCUUUAAGGGAGUGUUCAGGUUGAAACCCCCAAAACCAAAAUAUAAUGUUACAUGGGAUCCGGGCUUAGUUCUAGAUUAUUUAGCACUACAAUACCCAAAUGAGUCCAUUGAUAUUGAAUUAUUAACCAAGAAGUUAGUCACUAUAUUAGCACUUACAACAGGCCACAGGGUACAAACCUUAUCACAUAUUAAGUUACAAAAUAUUAAAUUUAAUUCAUCUGGGGUACAGAUUAAAAUACCGGAUUUAAUAAAAACUUCAAAUAAAAAUAUACUUCAACCGAUUUUACAGCUUAAAAUUUAUACAUGUAAAUUAGAAAUAUGCCCAGUGAAUACAUUAAAAUCAUAUAUUAGGAGAACAGAACAAUUCAGACACAAUACUGAACAAUUACUCUUAACAAUUAAGAAACCAUAUUGAGCGGCUUCAUCGCAGACCUUAAGCCGAUGGAUCAAAUCUACUCUGAGUAAGGCAGGAAUAGAUAUGUCUAUUUUUACAGCACACAGCACUAGACAUGCUGCGACCUCUGCCGCGAACCGGGCAGGUUUAAGUAUGGACCUCAUAAGGAAGACAGCGGGUUGGUCAAAAAAUUCGGAAACCUUUGCAAGGUUUUACAAUAGACCUCUCUCAGAAGAUCCAUUAUUAUUCAGUAGUACCGUUUGCAACACAUCACAUGUUAAUUGAUUUUAUUAAUUAAGAAUAAAACAGAUUAGUGAUUAAAGAUUGUAAGCAGAAUUACUUUAAUUGUUUUUAAUAUACAUUGUUAAAAAUUGCAUAAUAGUACUUUCAUUCACAACCCAGUCUUUAAACAUCUACAUUGUAAUAAUAUCUCGGACAAGGAGAGAGUAUAAUUAGGUGAUUAAACGAACUUACCUUAAGUGAAGUUCAAUCACAAUUAUACGAAGCUCCUUGUCCGAGACUAUACUCCCACCCGUCCCUUAAAACCCAUAAGCAAGGGUUGUUCAUGAAAGGGCUUUAAACUAAUGAAGUUGACUUGGUAUGUUGACAGAGACUAUAUCCAUAAACAACACAUUUCUUUUUUUUUGUGGUUGGAGCUUGGAACCUUGUGAUGGCUACGACGACGAAAAGCGUAGACUACAUUGUAAUAAUAUCUCGGACAAGGAGCUUCGUAUAAUUGUGAUUGAACUUCACUUAAGCGUGGCAGAGCGCGGCUCCGAUCGCGGGCCCGGCAAGAAGCCGCACCGGCCCGGCCCGCACGAGCCGCUGCUACUCGACGGAGACGCGCCACCAACGUUGGAGGAAAUUCAGAGUUGGGGCCAGUCUUUUGAUCGUCUCAUGCGCAGUGCAGCCGGGCGCAAGGUGUUCCGUGAGUUCCUGCGCGUCGAGUACUCCGAGGAGAAUAUUAUGUUCUGGCUGGCGUGCGAAGAGUUGAAGCGCGAGACCGACCCUGACGCGAUUGAGGAGAAGGCGCGAUUCAUCUACGAGGAUUAUAUCUCUAUUUUAUCUCCCAAGGAGGUGUCCCUGGACUCUCGGGUUCGCGAGACGGUGAACCGGAACAUGGUGGAGCCGACGCCGCACACGUUUGACGAGGCACAGCUGCAGAUCUACACUCUGAUGCACCGCGACUCGUACCCGCGCUUCGUCAACUCCCCACUAUACAAGGCGCUCACGCGGAUGACCGCGGGCUCCCCCGCCGCCCCCGCCACCACCCCCGCCGCCCCGGCCGACGCCGCCGCCACCGCCACUGACGCACAGUGACGCCGGCCCGCCUCGUGCAAUAAACGCGAACCUUGUGACUUGUUUUCUGUACAUAGUUUCACAAUAUGUUGAUUAUGUCUACACGGGUACUAAUUUUGUAUAUAGUUAGUUUGUAUAAGAAGAGCAUGGAGGCGCGCGCGGUCGCCGCGGCAACUUCGCUGGUCCACCGCCGCUUGCGCCUCGCUCGUUUCUCCCUCUCCCUCCCAUUCCAUCGACCCUUUCCUCUCUCGCCUUCCACCCUUAACCCUCGUAUUCCUAUCUCUGCACGGCGCAUACUAGCGUCUCUAGUUAGAAGCAAUAAAGGUGGACCAAUUAAGUUUGCCAUUAAAUUCAACGAAAUAAAAAUUCUUCAGCUAUACUGUGUAUUAUUACAUCUUGACAUAAAUUUAAACGUUUUUUACUUCCAAAAAUUGAAUUUAUCAUUUCACUGUAAUUUAAUCCAGGGAAAAUACAUUGUUUCUCAAUUUCGGUCUACAUAUUAUUAUGUGUUAAAUAAUAAAUUUUUAU